This is a messenger RNA of Aspergillus oryzae RIB40, 1317 nucleotides long. RefSeq names its product SAC3/GANP family protein. NCBI's taxonomy places the organism in Eukaryota, Fungi, Ascomycota, Eurotiomycetes, Eurotiales, Aspergillaceae. Gene Ontology annotation, biological process: mRNA export from nucleus. The coding region runs from base 1 to 1317 and encodes 438 amino acids. The record is from RefSeq and is a predicted model, not a curated record. Gene Ontology annotation, cellular component: cytoplasm; transcription export complex 2; nucleus. The transcript has 3 exons.
AUGACGGCUCCCAGGGCUACUCGUGGCCACGGCCGAGGGAGUGGUGCUGUGGGAAAUACCUGGCGCAAACCCGACUCGAACGAUGGUCCAUCCGCAAAUUCGGCUUCGCCUUUCGCUCAAUUGAAACAUAACCUCAAACUCGAUAGGGCUAAGCAGAGAGAGAAAGCAAUUAGGGAAGGACAAAUGGCGGAUCCAAACCAACCAACUUCUUUGAACCAAGCUAUUACACCUGUCGGAACAUGUACUAGCAUGUGUCCGGAGUUUGAACGCGUUGAGCGCAUUGUUCAGAAAAUGGUUGAUAAGAGUGAAAAGGUAUUUAUGUCGAUCAGUAUCACUAACCUGGAAACAAAAAUGCUCAAACGUUUCCGAAGAUCGGCUGCUGGCUAUGACGAGCAGCUUCCAUCCGAUAUUCGAACACCAAAGACUCUUCUCCAGACCAUGAACUAUUUAAUCCGUCAUGUAAUCGGCGGACCCGAGCCCCUGGGGCUGAUUCAUAAGUUUGUUUGGGAUCGAACUCGAUCUAUUCGCAAUGACUUCUCGGUCCAACAACUUACUCAAGAAGACCAUGUAAAAAUGGCAGUCACUUGUCUAGAGAGGAUUGCUCGUUUUCACAUUGUAUCACUCCAUUUGCUUUCUAGCCCUGCCAACGAAGAACCGUUCGAUCAUCACCAGGAACGUGAACAGCUUAACAAUACGAUGUUGUCGCUGAUGUACUACUAUGAUGACAAUCGGGGUCGCAUCUCGUUUCCAAACGAAGAUGAAUUCCGCGCGUAUUAUAUCAUCUUUUCUAUUCUCGAUCAGCGGCCUGACUUGGAAGCGCGUGUCCAGAAGUGGCCAGCUGAACUACGCAACUCUCCGCGGGUGCAAUUAGCACUGGAACUACUGGCUGCUGCUGGUAAUGGGUGGGAGUAUCAGGGGACACUGGACUCUAAAAGGCAAAACGCAAUUGCACAGGGUUUUUACGAGCGCUUUUUCAGUCUGGUAGACUCUCCAGCUGUUUCGUAUUUGAUGGCCUGUGUUGCAGAGAUCUACUUCAACAACGUGCGGCUGACUGCUAUCCGCUCAAUUUGGAAGGGGUAUUGCCGUUAUCCGUCUUCUCAGCAACAUAAAAACGAAGAAUGGACUGUGGAUGAGUUAAAGAAGGUGCUAUACUUUGACGACGCUGAACAGACUAUCAAGUUUUGCGAAGAACAGGACUUGGAAUUUGCUGAAAACGCAAAUGGCGAUCUAUAUUUGAAUUGGGGAAGCCGUAACUUUGACUCAGUCGGUAUGUGUAACUCUCGACGACGAAACCGCUUGAUCUUUUUUGUCAGUUGA